Mercurialis annua (annual mercury) is the source of this 2087-nucleotide messenger RNA. RefSeq lists its product as uncharacterized. NCBI's taxonomy places the organism in Eukaryota, Viridiplantae, Streptophyta, Magnoliopsida, Malpighiales, Euphorbiaceae. The transcript has 15 exons. The coding region runs from base 225 to 1631 and encodes 468 amino acids. The record is from RefSeq and is a predicted model, not a curated record.
AGAAACAAGAGAGAGAGAGAGAGAGAGAAAUUAAAUGCGUUUUGUUUUGUUAUUAAUUUAAAUUAUUUAAAAUGGAAAAAAGAAUUAAAUAGUGAAAAGAAAAAAAGAGAACACAAAAGUGAGCGGUUUCUUCCAUGGCGCGUCUACUCUAAUUUCAUCAAUCAAUCAAAAUAAAUUUAAUUUUAAUUAUUCAGUUAAAUUAGAAAGCAACGAGGAAGAAGAAGAUGAUGAGCUGGAGAAGAGUGUUGAAGUCCGUACAAGCAUUAGCUGCUCAUACUCUUCUCUUCUUUUUCACUUUUUUGCUCGUUCUCAAGCUCGACGGCGUCGUUUUCUACUCCUGGUGGUUUAUUUUCUCUCCUCUCUGGUUAUUUCAUGGAGUUGUUGCUCGAGGGAGAUUUUCAUUGCCGGCUCCAUCAGUUCCACACAAUCGUCAUUGGGCACCAUGCCAUGCAGUUGUUGCAACACCGUUGCUUAUUGCAUUUGAACUGCUUCUUUGUAUAUAUCUUGAGAGUAUUAAUGUUCAUGGUGUUGCAGCUGUAAGCUUGAAGACUGUCUUUUUUCCAUUGCUAGCAUUUGAAAUAAUUAUUCUCAUUGACAAUUUUAGAAUGUGUAGAGCUCUAAUGCCAGGGGAAGAAGAAAGCAUGAGUGAUGAAGCUAUAUGGGAGACAUUGCCACAUUUCUGGGUUGCAAUAUCUAUGGUUUUCUUUGUGGCCGCUACAUCGUUCACCCUUCUAAAACUAAGUGGCGAUGUUGGCGCUCUUGGUUGGUGGGACUUGUUCAUAAACUUUGGUAUCGCCGAGUGUUUUGCCUUUCUAGUUUGUACAAAAUGGUCAAAUCCAGUGAUCCACCGAAAUUCUCAGACAAGAGAUGUCAGUUCAUCUUCGGCUACCAUUAGGUAUCUCGACUGGAAUAGUGGCUUGGUAGUGUCUCCAGAGGAGGAUCAACUUCAGGAUAGAAUGUGUGGACUGCAAGACAUUGGUGGGCAUAUUAUGAAGAUUCCAUUAAUUGGUUUUCAAGUCGUCCUUUGUAUGUAUUUAGAGGGAACUCCUGCCAGUGCUAGAAACAUACCACUUCCGAUUCUUUUCUCUCCCCUUUUCCUACUUCAAGGUGCUGGGGUGCUAUUUGCUGCCUCUAAGUUGGCAGAGAAACUUAUCCUUUUAUUAAGGAGUGAAGCUGGAACAGGGACAUAUUUUAGAUUUUCUUCAAGAGCUCAUGACUGCUUGGGUUUCUUACACCAUGGUUCCAGGUUACUGGGGUGGUGGUCAAUUGAUGAGGGAAGUCGAGAGGAACAGGCCCGGCUGUAUCAUGAGGGAGGUUCUUGCUAUAAUACUUUCUCUGGUUAUCCUCCCGAGAUAGUGAAGAAAAUGCCUAAAAAGGAUCUCGCUGAGGAGGUCUGGAGGCUUCAAGCAGCUCUCGGUGAACAGACAGAAAUCACCAAAUAUAGCCAGCAAGAGUAUGAAAGACUUCAAAAUGAAAAAGUCUUAUGUAGAGUUUGCUUUGAGGGAGAGAUAAGUGUUGUCCUACUUCCUUGCAGGCACCGUAUUCUUUGCAGUUUCUGCUGCGAAAAGUGCAAAAAGUGUCCAAUUUGCCGGGUUUCUAUCGAACAGCGCUUGCCUGUAUAUGAUGUUUAGGCUCUAACUUGUCCAGCCAUUUUGUAUAUGGACUAUGGAAUACAGCGCACAGGGAAUGCAGAAUAACUUUAACAGCAAAGUCCUUUUUCUUUUAUGAUUGGAACGAGUGUUCUUGAAAUUAACCCAACACAGCACGACAAAAUAGAGAACGCAGUUGCUGUUCUUAUAUCGACCCCUUUCUUUUCUCAACUAGAAAAAUGUAAAUAAUUUUGCUUUUGAUGGGUGCAUUUCAACUCGUAAGUUUUUGUCAUUCUGCAGAUAUUAGCUUUGUCAUUCUGCAGAGAUUAGCUAGAAAUUGCGAGAGAUGUAUAAUUGAUAAACUAUGUAUAGAAAUGACGGUUGAAUUUGACAUGCUUAAUUUUAGAGCAUAUGCGAAGGGGGGACGUAGACGCUGUAUCUCUUUUUCUGUAUAUUUUCGUAUACAAGCUUAUAAAUAACAGUCGCAUUUGAUAUUUA